Molecule: messenger RNA, 390 nt
Organism: Truncatella angustata
Lineage: Eukaryota; Fungi; Ascomycota; Sordariomycetes; Amphisphaeriales; Sporocadaceae
Product: ribosomal protein s13-like protein
Exons: 2
Coding region: 1-390 (129 amino acids)
Biological process (GO): translation
Cellular component (GO): small ribosomal subunit; mitochondrion; ribosome
Molecular function (GO): structural constituent of ribosome; RNA binding
Source: RefSeq, a predicted model, not a curated record
AUGGUUUUCAUAAUGGGUGUAAACUUCCACCCGCGGAAGCUGGUCAAGAAGACCCUCGAAUCUUUCUACGGCCUGGGACCGCAAACUUCAGCACGCAUCAUGGCCAAAUACUGCAUUCAUCCUCUUUCCAGACUGGAGACUCUUCCCGCCAAGACGCAAACCUCUCUGACAGCCGAACUGUCCACCAUGACCAUCGACAAUGACGCGCGGCGAUUAGUACAAGAAAACAUCCGCAGAUUGCGAGACAUGGGUACAUACAGAGGACGAAGACAUGCCAUGGGUCUUCCUGUACGGGGUCAAAACACAAGGACGCAAAUCACCACGGCCAGGAAGCUCAAUGUGCUCGAGAGAGGUGGGGCAGAUCGGGCGGCUGGAGGAGCACGAAGCUAA